Messenger RNA from Vanessa atalanta (red admiral), 3025 nucleotides. RefSeq lists its product as uncharacterized. NCBI's taxonomy places the organism in Eukaryota, Metazoa, Arthropoda, Insecta, Lepidoptera, Nymphalidae. The record is from RefSeq and is a predicted model, not a curated record. The transcript has a single exon. The coding region runs from base 180 to 1007 and encodes 275 amino acids.
AUAAUGGCGGCUCUAUUUUUCAUUAGAAGAUUAUUUGUAAUCGUAAAUAAACAAUUUUUAUACAAAAUAUAAGUGAAGUUCAUAAUAACAAUUGCCUUUUAACUUAAACAUAAAUAGCGUAUCGAUUAAAUUACAUCGUAAUCAAUUAUCAACACGUAAUAAAUGUCAUUUAGCGGAAUAUGGAAAUACAUGAUGUCUCGAUAAAUGUAAAAAUGGACACCCAUAAUAUGCACGAAGCGCCUGUAAUACAUGACGCGAACAUUGCACACGUUAAAAUGGACUCACAUUUACACGAACUGCCUGUAUCGCACAUACAGAUACCGUUAUCCCAACCAGCGCCUAUGGCUCAGCCAGUGGACCAAAACAUACCGCAAAAUCCUGAUCAAACAACAUCGGAGGACCUUUUGAAACCUCGAAUCGAGAAGAAGAAGAAGGAAGCAAUUGAUGGACAAGCUAGAGAAAUAAUUUACAAAGUGAUUAAAUUCUUUGAAAGUGAAAAACAAAACAGAGGUUACGCGUUUCCUGUUGAGAACGUCGUAAAACGCGCUUGUGCAGCGACAGGAUUGUCAGAGAGUACGAUAAAACGCAUAAAGAGGGAAGGACUACGCGCUGAAGCUACUCAUACGAAAAUGGCCGGUCCUAAAAAGAAAAGAGUUCGCAAAACAAAGGUACAAUUAGAUUAUUUCCAACUGUGUGCACUAAGAGGCAUAGUUAACAGUUAUUCGAUGCGUAAAGAAGUUCCUACAUUAGGUAAAAUACUGGCCGCUGCUAAACAUGAACUUAAUUAUCGUGGUGGUAAAGAAUCGUUGCGGUUAAUAUUAUUAAAUAAACUAGGUAUUAAGUUCAAGAAAUGCGAGAAGAAAAACAAAAAACCGCCCGAACAAAAUCAACAGCCCGUACAGCAAAUGCCAAAUGUUAUGGCACAUUUGCCGAUGCAACAAAUGAAACCUGAGAGUCAGUGUAUCUACACAAAUAUGAUGCCGCAGGUACCGCCUGUCUCCUACUAAGAUUGAUCUAGAUUAUAAUACUGUAAAUAUAUUAUAAGGAUGAAUGAAGGUAUAUAGACUCGGAAUAUAUUUUACAGAUUUAAAACAUAAUUUUGAAACUCAAUUUGACAAAAGCAUUCACGGUGGUCACAAUAUCUUUAUAAUAAUUUAACAAAUGUGAUAGAUCGAUCAUAAUUCUACUAAAAUGUACAUAAUAAUUUUAUGACAAUAAGAUUUUUCAUGAACGGAAAUAAAUAUAUGUCAUACAUAAAGUAACACUGUCUGGCUCGAAAAGCUUCCUCUCCCUUUGUGGAGAAGGUUAGGAGCUAAUUCCACCACGCUGCUCCAAAUCAUGUUGGUGGAUACACAUGUGGCAGAAUUUCAUUGAAAUUAGACACAUACAGGUUUCCUUCUAAUAUUUUUCUUCACUACCAAGCUCAUGAAUUAGUAACAGAAUUUUAGCACAUGGAUAUCAGUGGUACUUGACUUGAUUUGAACCCGUAAUCAUUGGUAUAGACUGGUUUUUAAAUUUAUUUAUUCUACAUUAUAUAGAUAUAAUAUUUAAUUAUCACAACCAAUGUAUGGAAAUUGAUGUAGGGUCAUGAUGACCUUGGAUUAUAUACAAUCAGACUUAUUAUUUACAAUUAUGAACAAGUCCACUGAGUUUGCCCGAUCUUAACUUGUAUCUAUGUACUGGGUGAUGAAAGAAUAAGAUCUACGUGUGUCGAAAGAAUUUCUACGACAUCCAUUAGACCAUUCCUUAAGAAGUGUUAUUUUGGAAAUAUCCAAUGAUAUUUAGAAUGAAGUUCUUUUACACAGCUUACAGUCGAGUUAACGGGCAGACCCUACCCUCUUUCUUUUUCUCAAUUUCUUUAUAUUAUAAACAGCUUAAUAUAAUAUUAUUUAAACUCAACUUUUUUAAAUAUUAAUUCACGCAGAAUUUUUGUAACAAUUUCAUUUCUUGACAUCGAAUUAUUGUCAAGUGUGUCAUUAAUUUCUGAAAUUAUCUCAUUUAAUACAUAAUAGAUAGCAAAAAGAAUUUUGUUGAUGGAAGCUGUGAUCUCGACCAUAGAGUCAUCUCUAUCAAGUCUUCUCCAUUGCAUGCGAUGUUGGUGAAACAAUCUGUAUCCUCUUAUAAAGAAAUUUGUUCCAAUGACGUUUACCGUGACACCACUCUUUUUUUUAAAUAAUAUUUUAUUUUUGCCAAUUUAAAGUAAUAUAAUUUACAUAUUUAUAGUCAAAAUUAAAACUAGCACUGAUUCGGAAAAGCAAUAACCCAGCCAUAUGAAACUCGUAAAAUUAUUAUAAUUAAUGAACUAUGAGGGUGUAAAUGAAUUGAAAAAUUUUUUUAGUUAUUUAUUACUGCAACAUUUUUUACUAUUUAUGAGUUUAUUAAAACAUUAUCAAUGGAUAAUUGGAAAUGAUCUGGAAUUGUUUUCCACGAAGGGGUUAUGGUAUUCGAAUCAAAUUGAAGCGAUUCAAUCACCUUUAUACUGUUAUAUUUUGGUCGCCCGACAUAUCACAGACUUGUCGUUUCUAUACAUUUUUGGUGUUUCCUUUAGUCUAUUCCAAUGGCAGGAGGUGUUAGACAGAUUGACCUUGAAUUGACGUUACGUCAUUGGUCGAGAUUUAAGUAAUCUGUGGUGUUCAUUGCGAAUUUUAAGUGAAUGUCGGAAUAGCGACGGAGUUGUUAUCCGAACUUUGGAAGUAAAAUUAAAGUGGAUAUAGGUAUUAAAGCGGAAUAGUGUUUUAUUAUAAAUAAAUAUAUUACUCAAGAACUGUUUGUACUGUAUAAUGUAGCAGAGCUAUUUAGAGUCAGUAAUCCUGCCGUUGGAAUAAGUUAUACGAAUUGAUAAUCACGUCUAGUCUCGACAAUGGAGUUACUACCAUUUAUUAUACUCGAAUCAAUUAAAAAAUAUAAUAUACGCUCUGUGGUAUUUUUUUUUUUUUAAUCCUUGUUUUUUUUCGUGUACAAUCUGUCUGAAUGGUUUUGAAUCUAAUGUCAUUAUAUUAAUGAUUAGUUAUAAUGUGUAAUUAUA